This is a messenger RNA of Anoplophora glabripennis (Asian longhorned beetle), 495 nucleotides long. Its product is annotated as serine--pyruvate aminotransferase, mitochondrial-like. The coding region runs from base 139 to 459 and encodes 106 amino acids. Gene Ontology annotation, cellular component: peroxisome. NCBI's taxonomy places the organism in Eukaryota, Metazoa, Arthropoda, Insecta, Coleoptera, Cerambycidae. Gene Ontology annotation, molecular function: L-serine:pyruvate transaminase activity; L-alanine:glyoxylate transaminase activity. The record is from RefSeq and is a predicted model, not a curated record. The transcript has 2 exons.
AUUUACACAUAUAACACUUCGUUUCUUGCGACUAUCAGACAGGCUUUAGUGGAAGUCUGCGAGGAGGGUCUUGAAAAUGUUUGGCGACGCCAUCAAGAAUGUUCCGAUUUGUUCACAAAAAAAAUUGAAAAACUGGGAAUGCGACAUUUCAUAGAAAAACCAGAAAAUCGGUUUUGCGGAGUCAACUGCGUUACCGUUCCCAAGGAAGUAGACUGGCAAGAGCUCUGCGAUUACCUUUUGACCAAACAUGAAAUAGAAUUGGGUAUGGGCAUAGGACCUACAUUAGAGAAAGCUCUUAGAAUAGGUUUCCUGGCACAAAACGCAAAACCUGAUCUAGUGGAAUUUGUUGUCAGUGCCUUGGAAGAUGGAAUUAAUUACUGCAGAUCGAGAAAGGGCGCGUUUAAUAGCAGUAAUAGUCGAUACGAAUUUUAUUUAACGAAGAAUAAAUAUGAAAAGUAAAGUAAAAUAUGUCAGUAGUAAUUAAUGAAAAUAAAU